Xylona heveae TC161 is the source of this 2970-nucleotide messenger RNA. RefSeq lists its product as hypothetical. Bases 1 to 2970 code for a protein of 989 amino acids. NCBI's taxonomy places the organism in Eukaryota, Fungi, Ascomycota, Xylonomycetes, Xylonales, Xylonaceae. The transcript has 6 exons. The record is from RefSeq and is a predicted model, not a curated record.
AUGAGGUAUAAAAGCUGGGACGUCCUGCUUUUCCCAGCAGGGAGCAAGGCCCCUUUACAAGAGUUUCGAACUGCAUGUCAUGCGAUCAGAGAUCCCGAAGUAGUCCCUACGUUCAGCGGAGUCAGAAAUAUUCCGUUUCCCCUCGCCGACAUUAUUCCACAUCAGCUUCCUGUGCUUACAACUUUUACUCCGAGUCUGAUUGUUGGCACGCCUUUUCAGAUAUCUAUUCAUUGCUGGGAGACGCCUCAUCCGUCAUCUCGAGCGGAGGCAUUGAAAGAGAAAGGAAGGGAGGUUCGCUUUCACGCCCGCGUUUUUAUUGAUGGGCACUUCACAUCAUACCUCACAUUUCCUCAGCAGGGUCCAUGGCCACAAAUCAUUAAUACUACGUGUGCAUCUGCUGAGGUUGACAAAAAGGGCGCACGUCAGCCUUUAAUAUUCCCGCAAUAUCGCUCGGAAUACUUGACCAACCUUGUCUGGUCUGCCGAGCAAUCACUCGGGCGGAUCAUAGUGUUGAUUAGUGAUGGUGCCAUGCACGCGCAGCGCAAUCCGCCUUUUGAGCAGGCGAUAAACAUCGUUCAAUUUUCGUUUCAACAUGUUCCUCUUGACAUCCUCGAGUCAACAAGUAUUGCGUGGCCGAAUCCAAAAAUGUGGCUGCAGCUUCCGAUGGCAAAGAGCAGCCAACAGCCUAAGUUUUCGCUCCGCCAACCACUAGCUCCGCUUCCUCUUCCUGUUGCUGAACCUCAUACUCAUUCUCCUCGUGGUCGGGACAGCAGUAGGGAAACUUUGCAAAGAAACGGAGAGAGCAACCCAAACUGGCAAUUUGUUUAUCCUAUGAUGCCUCCGGCUUCAGAUUCAGUUGCAGCUUUCCGCGGAAAUACAGGCAGCGAAAUUCAUGCUCGACAAUCUCAAUAUACUGGACAUGCAAGGCACCCCAACUUGGCCGAAUGCCCACCAUGGUAUAUGGCUUCACAAGCAAAUAUUGAUAGUCAGGGAGUUUAUGAGCGCAUGCGAGGACUCAGCCAAUCUAUUCAUGCACAUAUGUAUGCUCAGGCUGAGGCUACAGCUGCUGAUGAUUCUAGAGCGGCAUAUCCAUGGACACGCACACAACUCCAACCGGAAGACAUUGCCAUGCCGGAUUACCCAUCGUCAUCUAUUACGCCUAUGAGCAGUCGCAAUCAAUCAGGAGACGUCAUUAUGCGAAGCAAAUCACCAAGUGUGAUUGCAAAUACAUGUGACGAGGAGUAUGGUCAAUUGAUUGAUCUGUUGAGCAAUCAGAGACGUGGUGGACGGCCGGUCAGUCAGCCAGCACCACAGGGCCAAAUGGGCCGGUCAGAAAGUGUGUCCGCGCGAACUGAAUUAUCUCUGCAAAAUCCGGAAAAGGGGGCGAAUCGAGACUGUCAAGAAAGGCAGGGCCUAGAAAAUCAACGUCCUCGUCGUUCCAGCUCUCAGCAGCGCAGAAAUACAAUGCCUGCUUCGUACUUUAUCGCUCGUCCUACACGGCCCUCUGCGGCGGCUGAAGCGCGACUCGCAUCAUAUCAUAGAUAUCACCAGGCGCAAUCAGAUCAAUCGAUUCGCCAAAUCCGUCCGUCUGAAACACAUAUGCAGGCACGGAAAGUGUCCAUGAUUGAAGCAACUCCGUUGGCUGGCGUGGUUCGUCAAGAUAUCCAGCAAGACCAAGACGUCGCGGCGAAGAAGCCUGCGAGAGAUGGGUCCGAUGUAACGAUGCGCUCGCAGUUUUCUGAAUUUUCUACACGCGAUGAUGAGGGGACGACCAAUAUUGUUGGUGCAACUGCAAAAAUUGAUUCUAAAGCGAACGAUCCCGAUGAUAAUACUCGUGUGGCGCCGGUGGUCAAUAUGUCUGGCGAUCCGCACCUCGUGCCCAUUGCUCUUGUACGAGCGAAUAAACCUUCACCGGAUAUCAAGAGUAAAAAAGAAGGGAAACGGGCCAGAGGCAGGCCGAGAAAGAGCGAAGGUGUAACCGUUUCUAAUACUGCCGCGACUGCUUCCAGUGAAUCUGUUCAGGAUCCAGUCGUUGCGGAGAACAGGGAGACUUCAACUUCGUCGGAGAGUAUCAUUUGCAUGGGAUUGAGUCGGGCCAGGCUCCACUCGGGGAAUGUGGCUGAAAAAGUCCAGCAGCAGCGACGACAAGACACUGUUGCCAUGCCGCGCGUUCCAACAUUCAAGACCACUUAUACCGCUGCCAAGCGCAAGCGCUCUCAAGAUUCAGGGAUCAUGGGCACUGUCCACGAUACACCCGGCUCAGGUCCACGUCCAGAUUCGAAUACACAUUGGCAAUCGUCUGACGCGCGCACUCAUCGACGUCUGGGUGGUGAUAAUAAUGAUGAUGAUUACGACUUUGGUGGUGGCAGUAGCGCCGGCGGCGGAGUCAGUCUAAGUCAAAGAAGUGCGCGUGGUCUGUUGGAGCCUCUGCUAUCAACUGCUGGUUUGGCGAGAUCUGGCACCGGGCAUACUGGGAAUGUUGGGUAUGACAAUCACAGUGAGAAUGGCAGGGGGGUCGAUCGUACUGGAGAUGGUCGAAACGUCUCACUGGACGAGAUUGGUGCUGGGACUAAGCCUCCGAGUUUGACAAAUUUGGAAAGUGGCAAUGGUCUCAAGAGUCCGAUAAUUCUCAGGAGUCCCAAGAGUGCAAAGGGUUCACCAAGUCCCAGGAGUCACAAGAAGAGAAUGAUUACAAGUCUUGGCGGGAACGGUUUCAAGGGCGCAGAUGUCGGCGAAGAAUCUACGAAUCUCAACGACUCGGCCGCAGCCAGAAAGAAGAGCGUCAGUGUCACUAGGGCGGUUUCGGAGAAUAUUGAUACCUCGAGACGCCAUUGCGAUGCUACUGCUGGUGCACAGGCCAGAAAAGAGGCCAAUGGUUCGCCGAAAUCCCCAAAGAGAGACUCCCCUGCACGUGCGCAGCAACAGCAGAGGGACAGAGUGCUGAGUUGUCGAGCUGAGAAUGCGCAGUGA